Branchiostoma floridae (Florida lancelet) is the source of this 1975-nucleotide messenger RNA. RefSeq lists its product as uncharacterized. The coding region runs from base 35 to 1642 and encodes 535 amino acids. NCBI's taxonomy places the organism in Eukaryota, Metazoa, Chordata, Leptocardii, Amphioxiformes, Branchiostomatidae. The transcript has 2 exons. The record is from RefSeq and is a predicted model, not a curated record.
UUGUUAUAUACUAGCCUGGCGAGACGUGCGUAAAAUGUCGCUAACUGAGGGACCAUUUCACAAGAGCGGGUGUCUGUGCACAGACUGCCUGUACAACAUAGACGAAUGCGUCAAGAAAAUCGCGUCCUGCCCUCACGGUCCGCCCGGAAGCUACCUGUGGGACUCCAGCUUGACCGUGACUCUGAGGGAGUGUAUGCCGUACGACAGCUUCCACCAGAGCAAGAUCAUGCAGCGCUACGUGGACUCCAACUUCAGACCGGUGCUGGAGAAGCUGCUCCUCUUUUCAAUCGUUUAUCGUGAUCAUCUCGUGGAAAGCUCAACCAGGCAACAACCGACGAAAACAGAGAGCAAAGUGCGAGUUGAAAACUGCAAAGACGGUCCCAAAAAGAAGAAGGCAGUAAGAAAUGAUAAGGUUAACGCCGGUGAGGAGAUGCGAGGGAAUAGCAGCAAUAAGUCUCGACAGGGAGGAGACAAUCACCAGAAAGUUGACAGGAAAGUCACUGAAAACAUCCUGUCCAGUGCUGCCGAGAAAGGCGAUAUUCGAAACGAAGGGAAGUUGGCAGGUUUCGGGAAAAGUGCACAGUCCCGGGGAGGAGGUGGGGACCUCAGUGAGGCUGCCGACACCAGGGACGGACGUAAGGUGAUUGAUAAAGACAGCAAGCUGUCACUGAAAAGGAACACGAAGAGGCAGCUAGCCCGCAAACGUUCCUACAUCAAGAUGCGGCAGAUGGGAGAAGACUGGAUAGUGUCCUACCGCUUGGCGCUGCUGGAGAGGUUCUCCAUGAUGUGCACGUAUGGACCGGCCGCGGCUGUGCUGGCCAGGUACACCCCCGAGAUCUGGCCCUGGCUGCACGGAUUCAUGCUGGACCUGGCAGAUGAGACGGAAACAAUGGUACCUAAGAAGGAUCACCUCGGCUGCCCCUCCUGUUCCCCUGGAGCCUUCGGACUGAGGCUGUACAGUGACGGCGGGGUGACCUACCUCUUGCACGACGUGAUCGUCCUGACCGAACGGGACGACCUGGUUCGUGCUCUGCUACAGGAGACUGGGGAAAUUCCGUCUUUCUCUACCUGUAUCGCUACAAUACUCAGGAAGCGCAGCAGCUUCAGGGUGCUGUGGAUGGCGCUCAGGACGGGCCUCUACUUCUUGGACAUCGGCGGCAUCAUGGGCUACAAAGUACUCAGAGAGGCUGGCGCGCUCCCGGCUGUCCUGACUUUCAUCGAGAGGGCGAGGGGAUGGAAGCGCUGCGCCUUUGUGAAAGCCCUGCUGAAGUGGGCCAUGGUCCUGCGGAUGUUCCUGGACGGGACGAUGGAGCUGCACUACUUUCGGCGCAAGAGUGUGCGGGUUCGUCUGCAGAUGGAUGAAGGUGAUGAGUUCUACUCACUGCGGAACGAAAUGUACGAAGUACAGGACCCGGCAGAGGGAGUGAUGCCCGUGUUCUGCUCCAAUCCUCCCUGCAUGAGCUUCUUAAGCGACAAAAGCAAACGCCUGGAUGGAUUCCGGACGUGCAGAUACUGUAAGCUGGCGCAGUACUGCAGCGCGGAGUGCCACGCGGACCACUGGCACACCUACGGGCCGGACGGGCACAUGAGCAGGUGCUUCUCCCGGGACAUGCUGGUCUCAAACUGCAAGAACCUCGACUGACCGUGAGAUGAGAAAAUGUCAUCGGUAUUCCUUAAUUUUCAAUACUAGCAAAUUGUAACUGCCUGAAAGACUUUUGAUAACUUUACAUUUUGUGACGACGAUGCAUCGUCGUCAAUUGGUCACGAUUCUUGUGUUUCAUUGCAACAACAAUUGCAGAAUGACAAUUGCAAAACCACACUGAUUAUGACGUGUACUAUAGAACUUUAGAACUUCCAGCACGAUCAGAUGCUUUUUUUUGUUGGUUAAUAUCUUUGUUGACAGAAUUCAGAUGAUGGUCAUGUUUGUCAUCUUAUCCCGAGUAAAUAUAAAACGUAUUGAGACUACGUGCAAUGA